UAUGCAACGCUGAAAUACAAGCAGCUACAACAACGUAACGGUAUUUUAGUUGGAAUUGUCGCAUUUCUCCACUUUAUUUGUGAAAUCUAUUCGUUGAAGAACACAGCCGAAAUAUUAACGGGCAAAUCGCUGAUGCCGCGGAAUAAAUGCCAUCGUUCGGUUUUUCUGAUGGGCUUAUCAUUUAAUAUGGCUGGCAUAGCAAUACUUUUUCUUGCUAUCGAUAGACUUAUCGCUGUCGCAUUACCUCUAACGUGA
Molecule: messenger RNA, 255 nt
Organism: Gongylonema pulchrum
Lineage: Eukaryota; Metazoa; Nematoda; Chromadorea; Rhabditida; Gongylonematidae
Source: the annotation of a GenBank genome assembly